AUGUCCCAUUGUCCUAUCUACCUAACCCUUAUUUUUGUAUUCCUUCCCAGCCUGUUGGUCAUGUGUCUAGAGGAUACUAAGCUCAUUGUGGGCUUCCAAGCUCCUUGGAACAUCUCCAAUUCUUUUAGUGCCCAGAGGCUGGGUGCUGCCAUCCAGAUCGCCAUGGAGAAGGUGAAUUCUGACCCAGUUUACUUGGGUAACUAUACCAUGGAGUUCACUAACACCAACUCAGCUUGUAGUGCCAAAGAAUCUCUUGAUGCUUUUAUCAAGCAAGUCCAGAAAGAAAGGAUUUCUGCCCUCUUUGGACCAGUAUGCCCAGGAGCAGCAGAGGUAACUGGCUUGUUGGCUUCACAAUGGAACAUUCCCAUGUUUGGAUUUGUCAGGCAAACAACUAGACUGGAGAACAGAUUCUUGUAUGAUACCUACAUGAAUCUUGCAACACCUGUUCAGAAAAUGGGGGAAGUACUCCAGGCAGUUCUCCUCUAUUUUGGCUGGAAACACAUUGGGUUAUUUGGAGAAGCCUCAAGUGAUUCCUCUCGGCAUGAACUUGAUGAGUUGUGGACAACUGUGGAAAACCAGCUCAAAUCUCAUUUUGUCAUCACUACGCAAGUCAGAUGUACCAGCAGCAACCAAACUCUCCUGAAGGAGAAUCUCCAGCAUGGAACAUCUUCUGCCAGAAUUAUCAUUUUAAUCUGCAACAUAGCUGAUGCCUGGACUAUUCUUCUGGCCACAGAGACACUGGGACUAGCCCCUGGAAAAUUUGUCUUCAUCAUUUUGCAGCAGUUAGAGGAUGAUUUUUGGAAAGAAGUGUUGACUCAUCAGAAGAAUGAUCAACUCCCCAAAGCCUUUGACUCUAUGUUUCUCAUAGCCAUCACUUCCUUUGAUGAACAUUCCAAAGACCAUGAUUUCAUGAAGGAGGUCUACGAAAAGCUGAAGGGGAAGCCCUUUCUCAGUUCCCUUUCAUCAGUGGAGCAGGUGAGUGCUUAUUCUGCUUACCUUCACGAUGCAGUCCUGCUUUAUGCUUCUGCUGUAAAGACAAUGUUGAAGAAAGGAAAGGAUUUUCGUGAUGGAAGGCAGCUUGUGAGCACUAUGAAAGGUGACAACCUGACUGAGUUCCAUGGAAUCACUGGACAAAUCAGGAUAGACGAGUUUGGAGAGAGGCAAGUGGAUUACUUGGUCCAUAUCCUAAAGAAAACUGGAGAUUCUUCUACUUUCAUUCCUUUUCUUCAUUACAACAGCCAUAGAAAAAUAAUCAGCCCCAUAGGAAACUUCUCCAAUGACAGCUGGCCCCAUGGGUCUCUUCCCAAAGACAAACCUGCCUGUGGCUUUUCUAAUGAACACUGUCAAUCUACAUUUAUAGGUGUCACCAUGAUAAUUGUGAUGACUCUCAUCAUCCUGUUCAGGGCGGAGAUUUCCCUGGCCCCAGAGAAGCCAGGAAGGGUUCAGACCUACUUUGCAAAAUCAUUUUACUACCCUGAAUCUUCCUUGCAGCACUCACAGAGGGGCACACCUGUGUCUAGAAGAAAUGAAAGCUGUAGCUCAAGCAUGAUAACUUCAAGCAAUCUGAACUCAGACUUCAAGGACAAGCAAGAAGAAGAAGCCUUCUAUACCACUGUGGGCCUUUACCAGGGCAAUCAUGUUGCCAUUCGAUAUAUUGAAAAUGAAAAGGAAUCCUGCUUUAGGAAGCCAUCUAUUCUGCGAGAAAUACAGCUGAUGUGUGAAUUAAAGCAUGAAAAUCUGGUUCCCUUCUUUGGUAUUUGCAGUGAGCCACCCAACAUCUGUCUUGUCAUUCAGUACUGCAGGAAAGGAAGUCUGAAGGAUGUUCUAAGAAAUUCUGACAUUGAAUUGGAUUGGAUAUUCAAGCUAUCUUUUGCAUAUGACAUAGUCAAUGGCAUGCUGUUUCUUCAUAAAAGCCCAUUGAACUCCCAUGGCAACCUGAAACCUUCCAACUGUUUAGUUGAUAGUAUAAUGCAGGUGAAGCUGUCUGGAUUUGGACUUUGGGAACUGAAGCAUGGAAGAAAGUCUAGACCAAAGAGUAGAGGAAAUACUGACUACUCAGAACUCUACUGGAUGGCCCCAGAGCUGCUACGGUUGGAGGAGCCUCCAGCUCACGGCACCCAGAAAGGAGAUGUUUAUAGUUUUGCUAUCUUAAUGAGGGAAAUAAUUUACAACAAUCUAUGUGGGCCCUUUGAAGACCUGAACAAGGAGGCUGAAGAAAUCAUCAAUACAAUCAAAGACCCUACUGCUGCUGUUCCCCUGAGACCAAAGCUGUCAAAGGAAAAGUGUAGUGAGAAAGUUGUAACCAUGUUGAGGACUUGCUGGGAUGAGUCUCCAGAGAAAAGACCAACAUUCUCCCAUGUCAAGAGAAUCUUAAGAGAAGCCAGCCCAGAAGGCCAUGUGAGCAUCCUGGACAGCAUGGUGAACAAGCUAGAAAAGUAUGCCAAUCAUUUGGAGGAGGUGGUGGAGGAGAGGACCACACAGCUACUGUCUGAGAAGAAAAAGAUAGACAAGCUUCUGUCUACCAUGUUGCCCAGCUUUAUUGGGGAGCAGCUUAUAGCUGGGAGAUCCGUGGAACCAGAACAUUUUGAUUCUGUGACCAUCUUUUUCUCUGACAUCGUUGGAUUUACAAAGCUAUGUUCUCUCAGCACCCCCCUGCAAGUUGUAGGUCUCCUCAAUGACCUGUACAGUCUAUUUGACAAUAUCGUUAAAACAUAUGAUGUUUAUAAGGUUGAAACCAUUGGUGAUGCCUACAUGGUUGCAAGUGGUCUACCCCUCCGCAAUGGAAUCCGACACGUGGAGGAAAUUGCUACAAUGUCACUGUACUUCCUCAGUGCCAUUGUCCAUUUCAAGAUUGAACACAUGCCAGAGGAAAAACUGAAGCUUCGGAUUGGCCUACAUACAGGUCCUGUAGUUGCUGGUGUGGUGGGGAUCACAAUGCCCAGAUACUGCCUAUUUGGAGAUACUGUGAACAUGGCAUCCAGGAUGGAAAGCAACAGCCUCCCUCUUCGGAUUCAUGUUUCUCAGACCACUGCCAGUGCCCUGAGGUCAAUUGGGGGGUAUGACCUGCAAGAACGAGGCACUAUUAAAGUAAAGGGCAAAGGAGAACAAACUACCUAUUGGCUAAAAGGAAAAGUUGGGCUUGCCAUAUCUCUGCCAGAGUUCACUGAAGAGAAUGAGUUCCAGAAACCCUUAGGGGAGCUUCUCCUUACCAGAGAUCCCUACGAGAAGAAAACAGAGAUCACCUAAAUAAAGCUUGGAAGGCGGUAUCUUUGAGAAGGUGCCUUCUCUCCUGGGUCAGCUGUGGAGAGGGCAGUUCCAUCUAAGGGACACAUCCCUCUCACCCAGUUUCUCUCACUUUGCACCAGAACAACAGAUUUUCAUAAUUGGCAGGAUACUUGGUGAGCUAAUUAUUGCUUUAGCAACUAAAGGAGGCAAGAUCCGUACCUGGUGCCAUGAUGGCUUUUAGCAAUGUCUGUCCAAUCUUGGCUAGUUUUUCAUUUAGGAAGCCAUGGUAUAGUGAGUAGAGCAUUGGAUUGGAAACAGU
This is a messenger RNA of Vombatus ursinus (common wombat), 3544 nucleotides long. Its product is annotated as guanylate cyclase 2G-like. The transcript has 22 exons. Gene Ontology annotation, biological process: receptor guanylyl cyclase signaling pathway; intracellular signal transduction; protein phosphorylation. Bases 1 to 3246 code for a protein of 1081 amino acids. NCBI's taxonomy places the organism in Eukaryota, Metazoa, Chordata, Mammalia, Diprotodontia, Vombatidae. Gene Ontology annotation, molecular function: protein kinase activity; peptide receptor activity; ATP binding. The record is from RefSeq and is a predicted model, not a curated record.